Molecule: messenger RNA, 1762 nt
Organism: Salvia miltiorrhiza (redroot sage)
Lineage: Eukaryota; Viridiplantae; Streptophyta; Magnoliopsida; Lamiales; Lamiaceae
Product: probable methyltransferase At1g29790
Exons: 2
Coding region: 153-1280 (375 amino acids)
Molecular function (GO): methyltransferase activity
Source: RefSeq, a predicted model, not a curated record
AAGACGCAAUAUUCCCAAAAAUUGGAAAUCAUCUACUUACGGCAACGUUCACAUCACUCUACUAAAAUUGUAUACAUCACAGUCUCACUCUCGCGAGCAAGAACUAAGAAGCGAAGCAGCAGAUCAAGCAAAGGAGGAGAAGAAGAAGAAGAAUGGGUUUCACGAUGGGCCUGAACCUGCUCCUCCUCCUGGCCAUGGUGGCCACCAACAUCCUCUCCCUCUACCACCUCUCCUCCACCAUCCAGUCCAAGCCCCCCGCCCCUCCCCCCGUCCCCGACCACCUCAUCCACCAGCUCUCCACCAUCCGCGCCACCAUCAACCACCUCACCUCCCUCAGCCCCUCCAAGAAACCCCCCUCCGCCGCCGCCGCCGCCCCCGCCCCCUCCGAUCUACUCCUCUACACCCACUUCGCCCCCAUCGGCUCCUCCUGCAGGGACAACCCAAUCCUCCUCCACAGCUACAUGAACUACACCCCCUUCGCCCCCUGCCCCCGCGACGCCCCCUUAGCCGAGGAUCUCAUCCUCAGGGGCUGCCACCCCCUCCCCCGCCGCCGCUGCUUCUCCCCAACCCCUCCCGCCCCCGCGACCCCCCUCCCCGCCGAUCCCUUCUCCCCCCUCCCCGAGAAAACCGCCCUACUCAACCACCACACCUGCAAGACCUUCUCCUGCUUCGCGGGCCUCAAACCGGAGAUGGGAUUCGACAUGCGGGUCGAGAAAUCGAGGUAUUUAACUUACAGAACGGAUCUGGAUCUCCCAAUUUCUCAGCUCCUGCAGCUGGCGAAAUCCGCCAAGAGCGUAAUCAGGCUAGGGCUCGACAUCGGCGGCGGAACCGGAACCUUCGCAGCUCAGAUGAAGCUGCAGAAUGUGACCGUGGUGACCACCACCAUGAAUCUCGGCGCGCCGUACAAUGAGGCGGUGGCGGUUAGGGGGCUGGUGCCGCUUCAUGCGCCGCUGCAGCAGCGGCUGCCGGUGUUUGAUGGGACCCUGGAUCUCGUGCGCUGCGGCCACGCCGUGAACCGGUGGAUACCGGUGACGGCGAUGGAGUUCUUGUUUUUUGAUGUGGAUAGAGUGUUGAGAGGUGGGGGUUACUUGUUGUUGGACCAUUUUUUCAGUAAAAAAUUGGAUCUUGAGAAGGUUUACACGCCGUUGAUCGGGAAAUUGGGGUACAAGAAGGUGAAGUGGGCUGUGGCUAACAAGGGUGAUGCUAGUGGGAUCAAGAAUGGUGAGGUUUAUUUGACUGCCCUCUUGCAGAAGCCAUUGACUAGAUCAAGCUCCAAAUAAGGUUCUCCGUGCCAUCUUUUUGACUUCGUCUCCGGAUGUUGAAACCUUCCUCGAGGCUUCAGUGAUUGCGCAAGCAAAUCAACUGUACACCUCUCUUUCUCUCCUCUUUUGUUCUGAUUAGAUAUACAGCAGACAGUUCGAUUUGUCAGCAAAUUCAUCGUAGAUUCAGGCAACGAGAUAAGGCGAUUGUUGGAGCAAUUGUACUAGUUGGUAGUGUACAAGGUGCAUUUCUGAUAGAUUAGAACUUGUAUAUCUACAAAGACUGGAAGUGUGAGAGCUUGCAACCACAAAACCAACAAAUGUGCUAUUCUGAAUUAUAUAGGUUGACAGAAUAAGGGGUGCUUAUUUUCAGACAGUGUUAUCUCGGUUAUAUAUACAGCAUGUUUGCAAGAAAAACAGAAUUGAAACUUUUCAAUUUGUGUCAACUUUUGAUUAUUUUUUUCUUCCAGAUUUCUUGUAUUUUUAUUGAAGUUUUUUUUUUU